This is a messenger RNA of Ceratitis capitata (Mediterranean fruit fly), 1197 nucleotides long. It is a transcript of the gene Polr1C, whose product is annotated as DNA-directed RNA polymerases I and III subunit RPAC1. Gene Ontology annotation, molecular function: DNA binding; protein dimerization activity. Lineage: Eukaryota; Metazoa; Arthropoda; Insecta; Diptera; Tephritidae. The transcript has 2 exons. Gene Ontology annotation, biological process: DNA-templated transcription. The record is from RefSeq and is a predicted model, not a curated record. The coding region runs from base 98 to 1093 and encodes 331 amino acids. Gene Ontology annotation, cellular component: RNA polymerase I complex; RNA polymerase III complex.
ACAAAAGUAGAGCGCACGUGGAAUUGACCAUUUCAGUAAAAGUUUUAAUUACAUGAAAAUAAAGCAUAUUUAGCAAGUAAAAUUAUUUAGUUAAAAUAUGUCUGUGGAAAGUCAACGUCCUAGAUUGUAUAUGGAUGAACAUAAGCUGAAGCAGGAUCCGCAUGAUUACGGAUUGGCUGACGAGCCUUUUAGUUUGGAAACAUUUAAAAAAAAGUUUCAAAUAGUUGUCGUCAAGUACGAUGGCAAUGAAAUGGAGUUCGACAUGAUUGGUGUACAUCCAGGCAUUGCAAAUGCAUUUCGACGUCUUAUGCUCAGUGAAGUUCCAAGCAUGGCUAUUGAAAAGGUUUACAUCUACAACAACACAUCGAUUAUGCAGGAUGAAGUAUUAGCACAUCGCCUUGGUCUUAUACCAUUGCGUGCUGAUCCCCGUCGCUUCUUGUACAAAACAGAAGAGAGUGGUGAUCAAGGAAACGAACACGAUACAAUUGAAUUCGAAUUGAAAGUUAAAUGUACCAGACGCAAAGAUGUAAAGGAUUCCUCAAAUUUUGACACAAUCUAUAAAAACCACAAAGUUUACUCCGGACAAAUUAAAUGGCUACCAAAGGGCAAGCAAGCGCAAAUUUUCAGUGAAACAGAUGUUGGCUGCAUACAUGAUGACAUACUAAUAAAUCAAUUACGUCCGGGACAUGAGCUGGACUUGCGUCUGUUGGCCGUAAAAGGUAUUGGAAAGGAUCAUGCUAAGUUUUCACCAGUAGCGACUGCAUUCUAUAGAUUAUUGCCUGAAAUAAAAUUAAAUCGGAAGGUAGAAGGCAAAGAGGCUUUUCUCUUACAAAAAUGCUUCUCACCCGGUGUAAUUGGCAUUGAUGAAAAUGACUGUGCCUAUGUAAAAGACGCACGUUAUGACACAUGUAGCCGUAACGUCUAUAGGUAUCCACAAUUGGAAGAUGCUGUAACAAUGUCGCGAGUACGAGAUCAUUAUAUAUUCAAUGUUGAAUCGGUAGGUGCACUUAAGCCCGAUGUUAUUUUUAUCGAAGCAGUAAAAGUUCUUAAAGAAAAGUGCCGAAAGUUCUUAGAGGAAAUCGAAGCCGCGUAAGAGAUACCACUUACUUGGUAUAUCUUUAGAAUAUGUUUAUCUGUUAUAAUAAAAAAAAUCUAUACUUUUGUUCAAAAAAAAAUAAUAAUAAAAAUAAACUUGUA